UUUUUUUCUUCUUCUUCUCUCUCUCUCUCUCUCUCUCUCUCUCUCUCUAACUCUUUCCUGGUAUACCGAAGUCUGACUUGGUCCUCUGGCAUUGACUGGAUUCUCAGGCGGCCCACUCCGGCCACAUGGCUUAGUCGGAGAUCGGCUAGGUGCAGGCAAUGGGGAUUUUAGGGAUCAAGAAGGGUUUACUGAUAAAUCGGGUUUUUGCAGAAUUGUCCCAAAAUUUUAGCUUUGAGGACAAAACUGUAGGGUUUAUACAUGAAUCUGUAAACUAGAGUGCACAGAAGUGUCGAUGUGAUUUGAUUGCCCCAAAUUUCAAUGAAUUCGACAAAGAAUUCUGGGAGGGGAUUUCUGGUUCCACCGGAAAAUGAUGUCAAGAUUCGGGGUCCUUGGAUGCCGGUAACACCAGGAAAGCCAAUUCUGGCAAGAUCAAACGGUAUCCCACUUGAAAGGCAUGGAAAUCAUCAUCAACUAGGGAAAGCAAAUUGGCAUGAACUAGUUGGAUUUGCAAGUCGAAAUUUACGACAAACGAUGAAUUACUAUGGAGCUGGUCAGAAUUUCAAUCUAGCUGGACUAAUGGGUGAAAAUGGGAGUUCUUAUAACUUGAAUGUUCCUCAAGCUGAGAAGGGCGGGUUCAGUCAUCAAAAUGGGAUUUCUUAUGACUUGGGUGUUGCUCAGGGUGGUUUCCGUUGUCAAAAUGGUAUUUCUUAUAAAUUGGGUGUUCCUCAAGCCAAUAAGGGUGGUUUUAGUCAUCAAAAUGAGAGUUCUUAUAACUUGGGUGUUCCUCAACCCGAGAAGGGAGGUUUCACUCAUCACAAUGGGAGUUCUUAUAGCUUGGCUGUUUCGGGUGUUCCACGAGCAGAGCAGGGCAGUUUCAGUCACAAUGUUGGCUUCUAUACACAGACCAUUGGUACUGAUAGUGCAGUUUGGAAUAAUAAUCCUUUGGCAGAACUAUUGGGUAUCAAGAAUGCAGAGUCCAUGGAUUCUGCAAAUGGGAUGUCGAACAAAUGCAUGGAUGAGGAAAACACACCAACUAUUCUGAACUCAUACUCUCAAGUUGACAGUAGUUGGACAGAAGGCAAUUUCACUAGUUUGUUGCUUGGAUGUGAAGAUCACACCCCCGGUUCAAACCAAUUGAUCAAUUCUGACAGAUCAACACAGAGGGCUAACGAUGGAUUUCCUGUCCCUUUGUGGCCCAACUAUAAUCUAAACUUGCCACCAAGAUCAGAAGCUGAUGCAACAUCAAGGAUGAACAAUUCCUUUCCAUUCGCACCAGUCACGCCAGAUCACGCAAAGCAGUUUGAAAACCACCGGCAUUCUGAAAUGUUGAGUUUUUCGGUAGAUGAAAGUUCCAGUCAAGAAAAAGAUAUGACGGAGAAUAUACUGACAUCAAUAGGAAGGGAAGCAAUUGAGAACCGCUGCGAUGAAAUGUUACAAAACAUUGUGGAUUCAUCAUCUGCUGCUGUUUCGAUAUCGUUGAAGGAAAAGAAGAAUUCUGAGCUGGAAGGUGAUCGAGGCACUGACGUGAAUGAAACACCCCAGCAAAAAACACCAAAAAGGAGAAAACAUAGACCAAAGGUAAUAGUAGAAGGCAAACCCAAAAGGACUCCAAAGCCCACGACUCCAAACAACACUGACUCCAAGGAGAACCCAACUGGAAAGAGGAAGUAUGUGCGCAAGAAGAGCCUUGAAGCCACACUAACUCAACGGAUUGAUGCUACAAAUGAAGCUACAGUUUCAACUUUCGAGCCUAGAGAAAAAUCAUGCAGAAAAGUGUUAAAUUUUGACACUGAAAAUGUCAAAAAAGGUGAAAGCCAGGGUAAUAAUCUCCGGGUGGAAAUACAUCAAGAGAAUCAGUCCGCUUCUAAUUUGGAUUCUCAAUCCACCGAAUUGUACACUGGAAUCAACAGCAUAAUUGGAGGAAGUACAUGCAACCUUACCUGUUCCAUAAAUCAAAUGCCAGAGGAACGCAUAUCAUUGCCCCAGGGACAUGCCCCUUCUGUGCCACCAGCUGCUGUCAAAUACAAUACUUUAAAUGACAUUGCAAGAAGAGCAAACAUGAGAGAUUUGAGUCCAUACCCAAAAAGUGACAAAAACGGUUGCAGUCAGGGGCACCCACAUCUCCAAGAAGAAUUGAAGAUGAAUAACCUCCAAGCAAAUAAUACUCACAAAAACCUUGAGCAAAUCAAACAGAUGACAUGGCAGAUACAGAGUACUCCUCAAAUGGUGGAAAGACAUCUGGCCAAUUCAGAUGAAAAGAGAGGAUGGAAGUGGGAAUAUCAUCAUGCAAAUGAGCAGGCAGGUCCCUCUGCUGAAAAUCGGAUGGGUUCUCCAUUUUUGUGCCAGGAGAUGUAUCAAGUAGAUGACCGUAACAGUAAUGGCAGCAUUUUUGGCACCAGGUGUUCAGAAACUCACAAGAAAAGAAGAAUUGAGAAUGGAUUUCAUACAGCAGUAUGUAGCACACCUUGUGUCGCAGUUGUUAAAGAUGAUUUGAGACAAGCUGCAACAGAAGGUAGAAACAGUAGCUACACAAACAAUUAUGCAUCACAAAUCGAUGCCAGAAACACUGAAGGUGACAAAACCUCUAACUCUAAGAAGCCAAAGAAUGGGGUAAAUGGUACUUGUGGUGACUCUCACUUCCAUUCCAUCACUGAUGAGCAUAAUAUGCAGAAGCAACGUGCUGCAUCUGAGCUGCUUUCAAACACAGAAAGGAUAGCAGAUAAACGAUUCAGUAGAUCAACUCAGGCCCACAACAUUACCUCUCCAACUGCAAUGGUCAACUUGAACCUGCCAUCAUCAACUUGGCCCAAAAUUCAUACAUCUGGUUUUGAGCAAGCAAUGGAAACUCUCCUUGCAAAUAUGUCAGUAAAGAGGCAAGACAUGGUGCCAACUUCAGCCAAUCCAGUCUCAUCCAGAGCAAAUAAAGUGCUUUUGCAAGAGCACAAGGACGCCUCACAUGGUUAUCAACAAUACUCCACGAAAGCAAGAGGGAAACCAGAAAAACAGAAACACACAGUUACAAUUGAUGAAAUCACAUGCAGACUGCAAGGUCUAAAUAUCACUGGUAGGAGCAAGGAAACAGAUGGGCAAGAGGAAAAUGCACUUGUUCCUUACAAAGGUGGUGGCACAAUGGUUCCAUUUGAUCCUAUCAAGAAACGCAAACCACGACCUAAAGUGGACCUUGACCCAGAGACAAAUAGGAUUUGGAAACUAUUAAUGGAGAAGGAAGGAAAUGAAGGCACUGAAGUAGAAGACAAGGACAAGGAAAAAUGGUGGGAAGAAGAAAGGAAAGUAUUCCGUGGACGAGCAGACUCAUUCAUUGCACGCAUGCAUCUUGUCCAAGGAGAUAGACGCUUCUCACAGUGGAAAGGCUCAGUUGUUGACUCAGUAAUAGGAGUGUUCCUUACUCAGAAUGUCUCAGACCAUCUUUCAAGCUCUGCCUUCAUGUCCCUUGCAGCAAGAUUCCCCCUCCAGUCAACCACCAUUGACCAAACAUGGUACCAAAGUGGAACAAGCAUUAUGACUGAAGAACCAGAGAUUCAGAUGCUAGACCCGAGUGGAAGCAUGAAAUUUUAUGAGAAGAUAGUAAGGCAACCAGUCUACAGCCAAGCAUCUGUAACAUACCAUGAAUCAUCAGAGCACAGAACAAACUAUUCAAUCUCAGGAACAAGAAGAACAAGUCUAGCAAUUGAGCAUAAGGGCAUAGCAACAGAAAAAGGCAGUUCAUCACAUAAUAAUUUUGACUCCUUUGGCCUUCAAAUCAAUGGGGAAAUCCAAUCCUGCUUAGGGUGCAACUCGGAGGCAGAAGAUUCAACUUGUUCGGACAAAUGUAACAAGAACCAUGGCCCUCCAACAUCUCUUCUAGAUAUGGGGAGAACUGCCUCGUUCCAGGUUCUUCACAGUCCUGUAACUGGGAACUCAUGCUUUGAUGACAGGUCCACACAUUGGCAUUGGCAAUCAGAAAAUGUAGACCACAACCAGCAAAUCCCAAGAUUUGAAAAUUUCGACAACCUCAAAAACUCUUCUACCUUGACCCAACCGAUCAAUUCUUACAUUUCCCAACUGCAAGGACCAAUUGUGCCCCCCAGUCAUUUUCAGUUGCACAUGACACCAGACUUGGCAUCACAGGAAGUAGACCAUUUUGGAACAUUGAGAGAAGAGAGCAUAUUUUCUUUGCCGUCUACUGCUUCUGGAAUGUCUAAGGGAAAAGGUGAAGAUUAUAUGAGUAGAAGGGUAGGACAUACUGCAGAAAGAAUAAGUAAACCUAUUAUCCAACAGAAUGGAGUGCCAAUAAUUCAAACACCAACAAUGGGCUCACAUGCAUUUCUAUCCAGGCACCCGACACACCAAGAAAGUAGCUUACAGUCAGGACCUUGCACUGGAAACGACCAACUUCCUCACAACACUCGUCAACAAGACAGGUUUGGAACCUUUCAACUGGAAAGCACAUUGAUUAAAGAGCCUAUAAGACAUAAUGAGGCAUUUGUCAUGAGGCAAAAUGGCACCAGGCAUCAAGUUCCUAAUGACCCAAAGUGUACCAGACAAGCUUUUGAUGGCGUGGAGGAGAGAAUUACUGUAGUGGAUAAUCAGAAAUUCUUAGAGAACAAAGCAGUCGUAGCAAAUGCAAAAGAGCAAGAGCAGUCAUGUUUUUCAGGUGAGGUAACUACUGGGAUGAGUGUGAAUAUGUCAAAUGCCAAAAAAGGAAAGGUUGAGGAUGAAAAGAGGAAAUCAUUUGACUGGGAUUGCUUGAGAAAGCAGGCACAGCCCAAUGGCAGACGAAAAGAAAGAAAUAAGAACACAAUGGACUCCCUGGACUAUGAAGCAAUACGAUGUGCAGAUGUCAAUGAGAUUUCUAAUUCUAUCAGAGAACGAGGAAUGAACAACUUGCUAGCAGAGCGAAUGAAGGAUUUCCUUAACCGAAUGGUUAGAGAACAUGGAAGCAUUGACCUUGAGUGGUUGAGAGAUGUUCCUCCAGACAAGGCAAAAGAUUAUCUUUUAAGUAUACGGGGAUUAGGCUUAAAAAGUGUGGAGUGUGUGCGGCUAUUAACGCUUCAUCAUCUUGCUUUCCCGGUUGACACAAAUGUUGGUAGGAUAGCUGUAAGACUAGGAUGGGUACCUCUCCAACCGCUGCCUGAAUCGCUUCAACUGCAUCUCCUAGAACUGUAUCCAAUGCUGGAGACAAUUCAGAAAUAUCUGUGGCCCAGACUGUGCAAACUGGAUCAGCGAACACUGUAUGAGCUACAUUAUCAGAUGAUUACAUUUGGAAAGGUUUUCUGCACUAAGAGCAAACCAAAUUGCAAUGCAUGUCCAAUGAGAGGAGAGUGUAGACACUUCGCAAGUGCUUUUGCAAGUGCAAGGCUUGCCCUCCCAGGUCCAGAAGAGAAAAGUAUAGUGAGUUCAACGAUGCCCAUUGCCACUGACAAAGGCCCUCCUGUGGCAAUCAAGCUCAUGCCGCUCCCUCCAGCUGGUAGCAUGGAACCUAAAGAGAUGCAGUCCGUUGUGAGCAAGUAUGAACCAAUUGUUGAGGAACCAACAACACCAGAACCAGAAACUACUGAAGUAACAGAAAGUGACAUUGAGGAUGCAUUCUAUGAGGAUCCUGACGACAUUCCUACAAUCAAGCUCAACAUUGAACAGUUCACACAAAAUCUACAGAACUAUAUGCAAGAGAACAUGGAACUGCAUGUAGGAGAUAUGUCCAAAGCUUUAGUUGCUUUAAAUCCAGAAGCUGCUUCCAUCCCUACACCCAAACUGAAGAAUGUGAGUCGACUACGGACAGAGCAUCAAGUGUACGAACUUCCAGAUUCACACCCUCUCCUAAAAGGGCUGGAUAAACGAGAACCAGAUGAUCCAAGCCCAUACCUUCUUGCUAUAUGGACACCAGGAGAAACCGCAAAUUCAAUUCAACCACCAGAAGGCAGGUGUGGGUCUCAAGAAUCAGGCAAACUGUGCAAUGAGCAAACGUGCUUCUCAUGCAGUAGUGUACGAGAAGCAAAUUCAUUAACAGUUAGAGGGACACUUUUGAUACCAUGCCGAACAGCAAUGAGAGGAAGCUUUCCACUCAAUGGCACGUACUUCCAAGUUAAUGAGAUGUUUGCUGAUCAUGAAUCCAGUCUUAAUCCUAUUGAUGUUCCAAGGGCAUGGAUAUGGAAUUUGCCCAGACGGACAGUGUACUUCGGAACCUCUGUAUCAUCAAUUUUUAAAGGUCUGCAAACAGAGGAAAUUCAAUACUGCUUUUGGAGAGGAUUUGUCUGUGUAAGGGGAUUUGACCAUAAAACAAGGGCACCUCGACCUCUCAUGGCUAGGCUGCACUUCCCCGCGAGCAAGUUGACCAAGACAAAAAAUGAAGACAAAUGAAAAGAAAGCCAUAAUGCAGAGAAGAGUACCAAUUUAAGCCAAAAGAAAGCCACAAUGCCGCAAAGCAUGGAAACAGAUCAGAGACUAACAUAUUGUUGUACAUUCAAUUGUUGCUCCUCUAACAUGAGAUGGAUUCACAUGCAAUUCAAUUCAGGCGGCAGAAAAAAAAAAAAAAAAAAGGAAUAAAUCAAGAUAUUUGAGGAGAUCCCCUCACAAGUAGGCUUUUAGUCUUGUAUAUGAUUCACAUUAUGAUUGUUUCAAUUCAAUGCUCAAACAGAGCCAUUAUUCAAA
Molecule: messenger RNA, 6648 nt
Organism: Camellia sinensis
Lineage: Eukaryota; Viridiplantae; Streptophyta; Magnoliopsida; Ericales; Theaceae
Product: transcriptional activator DEMETER
Biological process (GO): chromosomal 5-methylcytosine DNA demethylation pathway; base-excision repair
Molecular function (GO): 4 iron, 4 sulfur cluster binding; DNA N-glycosylase activity; DNA demethylase activity
Source: RefSeq, a predicted model, not a curated record